ACAAAUAGUUGGUCGCUGUCAAAGGGAUGCUGAGGUGAGGAACACAGUUCUUCCAUCGGAUUUAGCUAACUAGUGCCACUAGUAGUGGCAGAGUAGGUAGCUAUCGUCUUAAUACGUAAUGUUAAGUACCCCUGCUUCAAAAUUACUUUGUUUCUACCUACCGAGGGAGCUAGUUACUAACUGCUUCUACCAACAAUUCAACUUAUCUUAAAACAUUAAUGCUAGCUAGCUAGCUAACAUUAUCUACUUCCAACUGGUUUGCUUGACAACGACGGAAGCAAGCUACAACGCUAAGCGGACAGAUGGCAGACGACAGUAGACGAGGAGAUGACGAUGAAAGGGGUCCUGGAGCAGUUUAUCAGAUGUUCAUGGUCAUGGAGGACUUGCUGGACAAAUUAAAACUAUUGGAUUACGAGGAGGAAGUACUUUCAAAGCACAACAUGAAAGCGCUCUCGAGACAUUACUUUGCAUCAUAUGCCUACACGCCCUCCAAUCCAGGCGAGCAAUUCUACAUGUUUACCAUCAUCGCCUCUUGGCUCAUCAAUGAAGCUGGAAGACCAUUCGAACAGCCGCAAGAAUACGAUGACCCCAACGCCACAGUGUCCAAUAUUCUAUCAGAGUUGAGAGCAUUUGGUGGUCUGGUGGACUUCCCUCCAUCAAAACUCAAAGCAGGUUCAGGGGAACAUGUCUGUUAUGUACUGGACCGGUUAAUAGAGGAGGUUUUGAAGAAGAGGGGCUUUGUCUGGAAAAGACCAAACUACCCCACAGAGGAGAUGGAGGAAGAGUCAGUGAUGGAGGAUGAUGCUGAACUAACGCUCAGCAAGGUGGAAGAGGAGAUGACAGAUGAACCAGAUGACUUUGAAGAAGAUAACGUUAUGGACCUCGAGGCGCUGAAAUCAAGGACCAAUCCGAGUGUAGCUAGCCUGUCUUCAAAGCCUGAUGACAUAUUAGAGUCCAACACAGAUGCUGCAGAGUGGAACUUGGAGGUGGAAAGGGUCCUACCACAGCUGAAAGUUACCAUCAGAACAGACAACAAGGACUGGAGGAUCCAUGUGGACCAAAUGCAUCAACACAGAGAUGGAAUUAAAUCCUCACUGAAGGAGACCCAGGGCUACCUGGACAAGCUGCAGGAGGAGAUAGGGAAGACAUUGGAGAAGGUGGGCAGCAGAGAGAAAUACAUCAACAACCAGCUGGAGCACCUCAUUCAGGAGUACCGCAGUGCUCAGUCUAAACUUAGUGAGGCUAAGGAGCGCUAUCAGCAGGGAAGUGGUGGAGUAACUGCGAGAACCAGAGUGCUGGCAGAGAUUACAGAGGAGCUGGAUAAAGUGAAACAGGAGAUGGAGGAGAAGGGCAGCAGUAUGUCAGAUGGAGCCCCUGUGGUCAAGAUCAAACAGAGUCUGACAAAGCUGAAGCAAGAGAUCGUUCAGAUGGACAUUCGCAUUGGAGUGGUUGAGCACACACUGCUUCAAGCCAAGCUUAAGGAGAAGUCCAACAUGACCAGGGACAUGCAUGCCACCAACAUUCCAGAGCCUGCCAUUGGUGCAUACUGAUGAUACCACUCAAACAAACCAGGUCGCUCAAAUGCAUUUACCUGUCUAUUAUCAGACAUCUGAAAUAGCCAUUUAUAACCAGUUUUUGUUUUGCAGUUUACUAGUUACCAUCAAUGUGAUUAAGAUGACACAAGCAGUGUUGAGAAGAUGGGUGUUUAUAUAUGGUAGCUGAGGAUGUUCUGAAGCUCUGUUCUAUUUUAAGUAUAAUUGGUUACUGUAAACAUGAUUUUGGUUAUCUGUACAUAUUUAUAGAAAAAAAUAAAAUACAUUAUAUUAACUUGA
Messenger RNA from Osmerus eperlanus (European smelt), 1832 nucleotides. RefSeq names its product intraflagellar transport protein 57 homolog. Gene Ontology annotation, cellular component: cilium; centrosome; intraciliary transport particle B. The record is from RefSeq and is a predicted model, not a curated record. Lineage: Eukaryota; Metazoa; Chordata; Actinopteri; Osmeriformes; Osmeridae. The transcript is spliced from 12 exons. Gene Ontology annotation, biological process: non-motile cilium assembly; intraciliary transport. Bases 303 to 1550 code for a protein of 415 amino acids.